AUGGGGUGUGUGUGCAGCCCCCGGGGUCAUCGCACCAUCGGCCAGGGGUACAGACUACAUGGGAACAGUGCAGUCCACUGCACAGGGGGAAGCGGCCUGAGCCCUCAGAGACUAGAUACGGUGCAGAGAGAGGAAGCUCACCAGGGCUUCUUCGGCUAAAUCGUGCCAUAAGUUCACUCUUACUGACCCAGCAGCAAAUUAUGGAUUGUCUCUGGUCCUUGUAACCUGUCGAGCAUCUCUCACUGUGGAGAAAGUGACAGCUUUUGCCACUGCCUGGCAACAUCAGUCAAGUACUGGAUGUUAGUCUGAGGUGUCUUGAGCUCAUCUCCUCCAUGAUUGUGGUAGUCCCGCUUGGCCUCCUCCUCAUGAGAAACUUCCAGCAUUGGGUGACCUCACUCCACUUGAACCCGUCUUUCCACCGGCAAUAUAUUGCCAAGGAGGAAGGCACUCCUGGAAACUUCACUUUCUGGCAAAAGAGAUCUUGUUAUGGAGCAGCGAACAUCUGUUGUCUCUCAGAGAAACACAUGUGCCAGGCAGACUAAACUCAGGUGUGGAUUUACAAUCGCUGGGGAACCCCCUACCAGGGGAGUGAUGACUUCAUCCCGAACAUUACGGCAGAGUUGCCGUCAAUCUGUACGCAACACAGGACAACGCACACUGUUGCCUGUUCCUUGCAAUGGGAGAUCACAACAUUCCUCGGGGCGUAGAAAUGCUGGCCAACUAGUGGUCAGAAGUGCUUCUGUACGCUUUCCCUCCCAUGGGCCUGAUUUCCCCCCCCCCCCCCCCCCCCCCCCCCACACACACUCUGAAAGCGAAUGGUCUAUCAUUCAUCCUGAUAGCCCCGCCACCAUUAUGGUAAACUUGGUGACAAUCUCAGCCUGCCAUGUAGGAAUAGGUGAAAUUACAAUCAGGGUUCACCCCUUUCGUUCGUCGUUUUAUUUAGGGAGUGUGCUGUCUAAUAAUAUGGCCGUGUUGCUUGCCUUGGCCACUGCCAAGCAUGUUAGCGACCUUUACGCGCUCUCGGUUCAUCCUUCAUGCACUCAGUUUGCCCCUGACUACUCCAAAGUUACGAUACGAACGCCAUGCUCAUUCCUUAAGUCAUUUCCAUGACUCGUAGUACCCUGGUCAAGCCACUAAUAUAUCCAUCUCAGAGAUGUGCGGAGGCUAGUUGGGCUUCCCCUCACACUUUUGUGAGGUUCUAUCAUAUGGAUGUCACUGUGCCAUCCCUUGCGCACACAGUUAUUGGCGCUGGAGCAGAGUAGGAUGGAUCAGGUACACUACCAUGUAGCACAACACAGGCUUCUCAGGAAAUGGGCUAAUGACAAUCUGGGCAUUUUGCAAGUGUCCCUUAGAGAGAAAAAUAACUAUCGGUUACAGUAUGUAACCACGGUUCUCUGAAGGAGAUUAAGGAGGCUUCUCACCAGAUUGCCCCUCUUGCGCGACACGUGUAAGUAUGUAACCACGGUUCUCUGAAGGAGAUUAAGGAGGCUUCUCACCAGAUUGCCCCUCUUGCGCGACACGUGUAAGAGGCAGUUCGUUGAAUGAGGAAACCAGAUCAUUGCGGGUGCUAUAUAGAUACGCGGGUCUCACACCCAUAAAGCUCUUUUUGGCCUUUUAGCCAUGAUUUAAUAAGGUUUCAGUGAAUAGGACACGAGGGGUGUGUCCCAUAGUGAGAUGUCUCCCUCAUCUCCUUCAGAGAACCGGGGUUACAUACCGUAACCCAGGGAUCAUCAACUAGAUUCAGCCGCGGGCCGAUUUUUUUCUUGAGCAGAUGGUCAGGGGGCCAGAACAUAAUAAAACAUUAUUUGUAGACUGCAAAUUGACCGCAAGAAGCCCAAACAGAUAUAACAUUUGACUAAAACAUUAUAAUUUCAAAUCUUGCUUACAUUUGUAUACGAUCACAUAUAGUAUAUCUCUCUGUUAUGCGUGGGAAUACUUUGGAACAGAUUUCCAAAAUUAAAAUAACUUGGAGCUAAUUUGCUGGUGUUUUUACAGUCUUUUAUGUCCAACAAUAAAAUGUAAAUAAAUAAAAUAAAAAUGUUGCUCAGAAAGCUUGGGGGGCCAAAUUAAAUCACCCGCGGGCCAUAUUCGGGACGCCAGUUGGGGAACCCUGCCGUAACCCAUAGUUGUUUCUACUGUUGUCUACCAUUUUGGCAACAGUUUGUAUUAGAAGCUUAGAUGACUCUCCAGUCCAAAGGCUAACCCUUUUUCCCCCUUCUUCUCUUCCCCCACCCAUGCACAGAAAGCGGAAAUCGCUGUGGCCCCAUUGACAAUCACGCUGGUCCGGGAGGAGGUGAUCGACUUCUCCAAGCCCUUCAUGUCGCUGGGCAUCUCCAUCAUGAUCAAGAAGCCUCAGAAGUCCAAACCUGGGGUGUUCUCCUUCCUGGACCCGCUGGCCUACGAGAUCUGGAUGUGCAUUGUGUUUGCCUACAUCGGCGUGAGCGUGGUGCUCUUCCUGGUCAGCCGCUUCAGCCCGUACGAGUGGCACACCGAGGAGCCCGAGGAGGGCACCGACGGUCCGCCCAGUGACCAGCCCCCCAAUGAGUUCGGCAUUUUCAACUCCCUCUGGUUCUCCCUGGGCGCCUUCAUGCAGCAGGGCUGUGACAUCUCCCCCAGGUGAGAGAUAUAUGUAUUACUACUAAGACUGCAUGAUAUACUACUACUACAGUAAUAUAUUCUGAUACAUUAUACCGAAACAUCCCCCAGCUGGGAUAUAAAUGUCACUACUACUACUACAUGACAUACAUACUACUACAUUACACCCAAACAUCCCUUAGGUGAGAGAAAAACACGCACACACAUACAUUACACACAUAGUACUACAUUACAUCCAGAUGUCCCCUCAAUGUCCUUUUCUUUAUUGUGUUAAGUAUUAAAGGCUUGUUGACAUUGAUAACAGCUGCCUCGGGAUGCAAUGGCUCAUACAGGAUAGGGUUACAUUCACUGGCUAGCUAUUAGUCUCUUCACUGUCUGUUGCAGAACAAACAUAGUUACUCCACUCUGUACAAUUGCAAUUUUACCCUCGUUUUUUUUUGUGUGAAUACCAAAAUCCCCGCUUUAUGUCGCAUAAGUGAAAAUAGCUAAAUAUCAUUGGCCUGUAGUUUGUAACCACUGUCUCUGCUGUGCUUUGCUAUGUGUGUGUGUGUGUGUGUGUGUGUGUGUGUGUGUGUGUGUGUGUGUGUGUGUGUGUGUGUUUGUGCUUGUGUGUGUGUGUGUGUGUUUCAGCACUUUUAUCAUCUGCUUUAGAGGGAAAUUGCACUGCUGUCCCAUUGUCUUUGAUGUGUCUGGUGUGCAUUUGUGCAAUGUUUCAUACACUAUAUUUCUGCAUUCAACAGGCUACCCCUUGUCCGAUCAUGAACCACAAAAAAAUAUUCAGUAACCAUUCAGUGCUGGGUGUCAUUGCUUCCGGGUCAAGCUUCCUGUCUGUGACACACUUUUCUGCCCACUCAGCAUCUACUUGCUGUCCUGUAGUCGUGAUAAGGAUCUUUAGGGUUUGUGUAGUUCUUUUUAUAGUAAUUUCAUGACAGAGCUGGGUCAAAUAGCCUACAUAAUAUCCUGUGUCAAAUACUUAAACGUAUUUGAGGUUUGCUUGGUCUAGUUUGAAGUUUGCACUUUUAGGACUAUAUUUGCUCUGUGAUACCAGGAAAACUAAAACAAGCACAGCUCAAACUAUUUGAAAGGACUUAAGGUAUGUAUCUGACAUACACUACUAGUCAAAAGUUUGGACACACCUACUCAUUCAAGGGUUUUUCUUUGUUUUUACAAUGUUUUACAUUGUAGAAUAAUAGUGAAGACAUCAAAACUAUGAAAUAACACAUAUGGAAUCAUGUAGUAACCAAAAAAGUGUUAAACAAAUCAAAAUAUAUUUUAUAUUUGUCACGUCUCAUCCCGUUGCUCCCCUCCGGCGCUCUGAUUCGCUUGUGUACUGAGCCACCAGUCUGAGCGCAACACCGGAAUGGAAACCCAACCCACCCUAAUCACCUCCAGCGCACCUGCACCUCAUUAUCUCAUCACCAUCCCUAUAUAGCCCUGGACUGUUCAGUGUUGUGUUGUGUGUGAUUGUUAGUGUCUUGUCAUGUACUCGCUCUUUGUUGUUCUCAUGCUCAGUGUUAAGUAAACCUUUAUAUGGUUGAUUCCUGCGUCUGCGUCCUACCUCUUCGUAUCCUCAGUACUCGUCACAAUAUUUGAGAUUCUUCAAAUAGCCACCCUUUGCCUUGAUGACAGCUUUGUUAUGGUGUGGGGGUGCUUUGCUUGAGACACUGUCUGUGAUUUAUUUAGAAUUCAAGGCACAGUUAACCAGCAUGGCUACCACAGCAUUCUGCAGCAAUACGCCAUCCCAUCUGGUUUGGGCUUAGUGGGACUAUCAUUUGUUUUUCAACAGGACAAUGACCCAACACACCUCCAGGCUGUGUAAGAGCUAUUUUACCAAGAAGGAGAGUGAUGGAGUGUUGCAUCAGAUGACCUGGCCUCCACAAUCCCCCGACCUCAACCCAAUUGAGAUGGUUUGGGAUGAGUCGGACAGCAGAGUGAAGCAAAAGCAGCCAAUAAGUGCUCAGCGUAUGUGGGAACUCCUUCAAGACUGUUGGAAAAGCAUUCCAGGUGAAGCUGGUUGAGAGAAUGCCAAGAGUGUGCAAAUCUGUAAUCAAGGCAAAGGGUGGCUAUUUGAAGAAUCUCAAAUAUAAAAUAUAUUUUAAUUUGUUUAAGUCUUUUUUGGUUACUACAUGAUUCCAUAUGUGUUACUUCAUAGUUUUGAUGUCUUCACUAUUAUUCUACAAUGCAGAAAAUAGUAAAAAUUAAGAAAACCCUUGAAUGAUGUCCAAACUUUUGACUGGUACUGUAUGUCAAAAAAUUCCCAAGUAUGCUUUAUGAUCCCUAGAGUCAUUUUAAAGGUAGACUUAGCGAUAUGAAGUUAGCAUUACAUUAGCAGUUAAGGCGACUUCCGCAAAACACACAAAGACAGCCGAAAACAAAUGGUUGAUCUCCCCUGCAUUAUCUUUGGUUCAUACUGCUGCUCGUGGUCACAUCAUAUAGCUGAGUUUUAGUUUCAGCUCUUCUUUAAUGUUUCUUAUAGAUAUCUUAAGCUCUUAGUUUCUCUAAGGUUCCUAUAUACUGUAGAUCAUAGUCUUUAAGAUUAAGAAUGGAAUAAGACUGAGAGGAGGGACCAAAACCAGCCUGUAUUUUUCAGCCCUCCUACACAGGACCAGAGCAGAGGCAUACACAAGAUGGAGAACACUAAGGUACAUUAGACAAGAGCACCGUCAAAAUUAUAGUGCCCGUUACUUAGCAUCCUAAAACGUCCUAUAGCACCGCUACCUUGAGGGAGCUAUAGUGGGCCUAUGAUUUUGACUUAAGUCCACUUCAUUUUAAGUAGUCGACUUGAGAAGGGAUCCUCAUCCACCACGUACUGUAUAUAAUUCUGUAAACUUUGCCAAAAUUCUCAGGUUUGCCAGAAAUCCCAGUUCGGGAUUCUCGCAAUCAAUAGGGAAUACACAGGAAAAGUAAUCGUCCAACUGGGAAUCCUCCAACUGGGAAUUUCUGGAAAACCUAGGAAUUUUGGGAAAUUUUCUGGAAUUGUUUGACUGCUACUGUUUAAUCAUUUAGUCAGCAUUUAGUAUUUAGUAUUGAAACAUUUAGAAUUGAUACAUUUCGUCUACAUUGUCCUUUUGUCUCUCCACAGUGUGGCCUGACUACUGUGCCUGUCUGUCCCACACCUGUCACAGAUACAGUUACAGUAAUCCCACGGGCCCUGUCCCAAUCUGUCACCAAAAGAGUCCUUGAUCACUUUGGAGGGGUCAACUGAAGUUUAUCCUGACAAGGGGACAUGCAAAUCCCCUCCACCGAGGGAUUAGGAGACUUUGGGUGUGUGGAGAAAAUGAGGGAAUGACAAGGGCCCUGUUUUAGUGAUGGGUUUGGGACUAUGCCUCACCACUCAUCUGUAGUGAUGAUAAGGAAAGGAAGCUGGCGGAUGUGUGGUGCAUAUACAGGAAGCCAUCUCACAAUGAUGACAUACACAGUCCAAUGGGAAAUGACGACCCAGUGGUGAGAUGAUUGACAGGUCUAAAGGUUAUUCGCUACUGAAGUUCCGUCUUUUACCUUAAUGAAGGUUAAUCCCGCUACUCACACACACACACACACACAAGCGCGUGCACACACACGCGCACACACACACACACACACACACACACACAGACGCUCACACACACACAUCUCCCCAAGGCACCCCAUAAUAAUUAAUGCAGUAAUUCAUAUCCCUGUGUGCUCAUCUCCGAUGGUAAUGCCAGGUCUCCAUGGCAACGGAGAGGGGAGUGUGUGUGUAUGUGAGUGAAGUGGUGACAUGGGAGCUCCCUAAUUGAGAACAAAUCCCAGUUUAGUGUAACUAAAGAUGCAGGCUGCUUCCCAAAUGGCAGCGUAUUCCCUAUAUAUUGCACUACUUUUGACCUGAGUCCUAUGGGCCAUGGUCAAAAGUAGUGCACUAUAUAGGGUAUAGGAUGCCAUUUGUGACGCACACGCCAUUAUUGACUCAGGAGACUAGACAGAUACUUCAUUAUUUAGACUAUUAAGAUAUAUCAUAAUAUCAUAAUAAUAUUCAGAAAUCUUUUUGGAUGCCAGAAAAGCACCCGAACAUUCUGGUGAAGCCAAUAUGUCAACAAUUUUGUUUGACCAGCAAGCUUCGUACUUUCUGUGAUACUGUAUGUUUGUAACUUUUGGCUACUUUUUUGUUUAAACCUUUUUUCAGCCAGGUAAGAACAAAUUAUAUUUACAAUAACAACCUGGGUACACUUUGACGCUAUCCGAUCAUCCCCAGGCAUAUCCAUGCACAAUUUGAUCUGGGUGUGAUUGGAAGAGUGUGCUCACCAGUUGGCCUGCUUGGAUGGGGUGCGAUUGGUUUGGUCUGUUUUUGAAGGUCGCCUUCCUCUAGUCUGGUCUAAUUGAAUAGGUGCCAUUGCUUCAGUCUGCCGUACUAUUCAUAUGAAUAUCAUAUUUGCCAGACUGCAUCAUUUGAGCAAGAGUAUGAGAGAGCGUGAGGCUGAAUUCGUACAGGCUCAUGUAGGGUCAAAUUGAUUUCAGGUGAUACAUUCUUAUUCAGGGCAGUAAUGGAGAGAGGGAGGGAGAGAGAGAAGGAGGGAUGAGGGAGGAGGAGAGAGGGAGAGGGGGAUAGCAUGAAUAACUAAAGCACUAGGGGCUAGCCCGGGGGUGUAUCAUGCUGGGAGCAGACAACACAUCUUCAUUUAUUUAGGCUCCUCUCAAGGUCAACCUCACUCUCUCUCUCUCUCUCUCUCUCUCUCUCUCUCUCUCUCUCUCUCUCUCUCUCUCUCCUCUCUCUCUCUCUCUCUCUCUCUCUCUCUCUCUCCACUUCUGUAGUCAGAGCCAUAAUAUACUCUUUACAUAGCUCUGCUAUUAUGUUAUAUUGUACAUCACAUGCUGUGAUCUUAAUUACCUGUCCACAAACACACAACUCAUGCAGACAUCAAAUAAUGAAAAGUAUGUGUAUGGUGAGUCACUCACACAUACACAUGCACGCGCACACACACACAUAUAUCCAUGUAACAAGGAUGUUAAACCAGGGUCAUACUGGUGCUGCCGUAUGGCAGCAACGACCCCUCCACUGAUAACGACCCUUUAUAUCCACCCCUCCUUCCCCCAGUUGGCUCUGGCCCAUCAGAGUAUGCCAAGUCUGUCACCAUGGAUGAAAGUCACUGGAGUCACUUCAGAUCAACACAGACUGGGAACAGGGAGAGAGAGGUUGAAAGAGAGAGAGAGUCCCCUGGCUCUAGACACAGCUGCUGGCCACUCGCUGCCAACGGGAGCAAACCCUACGAGAGGGAGGAGGAGAGAAACAGAGAGAGGGAGGAGAGAAAAAAGAAUGGAGCAGGAGAUAAGGAGAGAAAGAAACAGGGAGACAGAAAGAAAAAUGGAGGAUGAAAUUGAAAUAAAGGGAGGAUAAGAGAAAGAAAGAAAGAAAGAAAGAAAGAAAGAAAGAAAGAAAGAAAGAAAGAAAGAAAGAAAGAAAGAAAGAAAGAAAGAAAGAAAGAAAGAAAGAAAGAAAGAAAGAAAGAAAGAAAGAAAGAAAGAAAGAAAGAAAGAGCGACAUAGAGAGAGAAAGAGCGGGAGACAGAGAGAGAGAGAGAAAGAAAAGGUGAGACCGAAAGCAAGAGAGUGCUUCCUCUGAAGCCCUGUCCUUUUCCUUCUACCUUUUCCAGUCUUUCACACUGCAAUAUCAUUUAUUCUCAAGCUGUGGAGGAUAUUCCCAGGGUUACAGAAACAAAAGAGAUAUACUGCAGCGAGAGAGAAAGAGAGCGGGGGGGGGGGGGGGGGGGAGACAGAGAGAGAGUGAAGGAAGAGAGUAAGGGACAUAAUGGGAGGAAAACUAGAGCGAGAUAAAGAAAGGAGAGAGAGAAUGAUGAAGGUGGAGAGGGAGAGUACCAGGAAGUGAACAGAGAGCGAGAGAGAGGAAAAUAAAUGUUUGUAAUCUGUAUUCAAAUCCAGAAGCAGCGUUAACAGAGCUUAUACAUGAUCUAUUCUACAGCAUAGCCUUCUGUGUACAGUUAAACAUGCUUUGCUGCUGCGUCUCUCGGGUUGGUGAGAUCUUUGCUGCGUGUUGGGCAGGUUCACCAAUGCAGAAGCACAGCCCCAAUGUGACACAGGGUGUGUGUGUGUGUGCAUGCGUGCGUGUGUGUGUGAGAUUUUGACAUUAGAGUCCCUUUUUAUACCCUUUUCACAUUACUGAGCAGAGCUGUACUGCACUGGCCUGGGUGAACAUCCACCAUAAUCGCUGCAUGCUGGAACGAAAGGUUCAGGUCGACACGGUAGUGUGAAUCAUGAAAAGGUUUGGUUCAGGUUGGCAUGUGUGAAAUAGUGUGAAAUGGCUAUUAGUUUGAUAAAACAACAGGAACGAAAGGGUUUUUCAUAGAGCCUCUCUCUCUAAGUGUUUGGUUCACACCAAGCAGGGAGAGAGAAUGCUGUUUGUUCACUCCAAUGCACCAUUUUGUUUAAGAUUCUCCUCACGACCUUCCCCUGCUCACUCGAGAGUCGGUGAGUUAUCUGUCUCCCUUGAACCAACAAACAAGACGAGAACAGAGCUGAACAGAGGGAGCUCUGUGUGACGUCGUCAGCUCUUUUCAUCCCACCAAUAGACAGAGAGAAAGAAAGAAAGAAAGAAAGAAAGAAAGAAAGAAAGAAAGAAAGAAAGAAAGAAAGAAAGAAAGAAAGAAAGAAAGAAAGAAAGAAAGAAAGAAAAAAAAGAAAGAAAGAAAGAAAGAAAGAAAGAAAGAAAGAAAGAAAGAAAGAAAGAAAGAAAGAAAGAAAGAAAGAAAGAAAGAAAGAAAGAAAGAGAGGGACCACAGCGCACUACCUUUUAUUUUUUAACAGAGUGGUCGACACACAAACGCAUUGGGUUUUAAUGAGCCACUUUGCCUUAAGGUGGAUCUGAAUAUGGGGUUGGAUGAUGUUGUGCAGUGUGCAGUCAGUGUCCUCCCAGGGCCUGUUAACAUGUUACAUUGGAUAAGUUAUUAUUUUUUAUAUCUAUAAUUUUUGUGGGUUUUUAUUUAUGGAGAAAGGACAGUUAAGGGAGACAGUAAAGAUUGCGAGUCAGAAGGGCAGUGGACACGAUUUGAACCCAUGCCGACUCUGGUAUACAUGUGCGCCAGGGUCAGCAGCUCUAACUGCUGGACCACACAGGUCACCGAUAACUUUGUCUGUAAUUCACUCUCACUUCUUAAUAUAGUUUGUGGAUUUGUGUUGAUUCAUAUUUUGUUAAUAUUGUUGUUGAUGGACUCUAUCACACCCACUACUCUCCUCACGCUUCUCUUUUCCUCGCCAUGCUCACUCUUUUCCUACUCCUUCACUCCUUCUCAUUCUCACCUCCUGCUAUGACACUUCCCUUAUUCCUCUCCAUCCUAUCCUACCUCUUUCCCCCCGUCCUCUCCCUUCUCCCCUCCUCUCCCUCCUUUCCUCUCCUUCCUCCUCUUCCUCCCGCUCUUUCCCAGGUCUCUGUCGGGGCGUAUCGUGGGUGGUGUGUGGUGGUUCUUCACCCUCAUCAUCAUCUCGUCCUACACGGCCAACCUGGCUGCCUUCCUCACAGUGGAGAGGAUGGUGUCGCCCAUAGAGAGUGCUGAAGACCUGGCUAAACAGACAGACAUCGCCUACGGUACCCUAGACUCCGGCUCCACUAAAGAGUUUUUCAGGGUGAGUAUAGUACUGGACUGGACUGGACACAAGCUGUGUCUGAAUUCUCAUAUUAUGACCUUGUCCUAUUUCAUAGACUUUUUGUGUAUGUAGGAAUAAAACGUUUUAGCUAGUAGCUGGGUUGUUGUUUUAAUAUAGACCACAUGGAGAAUUCAAUUAAUCAGAUUUUUUAUAUGAAUAAAGGAUAUCUAAAGUGCCAAAAUUCAGCAUUUUGACAUGUCCCUCCAUCAACCCUGUGUCACUUCUAAGAAGAUUUCAACCCACUUAAUCCCAAAAUGUAUCGUUUUAAAAUAUUUUUUUCUAAAGAAACAUUGAACAUCUAAUAGUCAAAUCAUAGUGUAAAAGGAGAUGAGCUGGUUCUACUCUUUUUGGCAAUUUUCUGGUGGAAAUCUGAGCGGGUCGAGCAUAACACGUCAACCCUGUUACCCAUAGAUAGACAGACUAGAAAUGUUUUAUACAUUUCAUUUCACCUCUCCAAAGUGUGCACAGUUCCUAAGCAACUUCAAUGCACUUUUAGAAGAGUUUUCAGCUAUAAGGUACUUUUUUGAGCUCUCAUAGCUGUGCCGUUAAGGAAUUAGUGUCAAGGUCUGAUGUGGAUGCGGUGGUGGAGUCAAGCGCAGGACACAGAGGAAUAGUCAAGACGACUUUACUAAUACCUCUCAAGGUACACACAAAUAAACAGCCUCCAAAAACACAAGAGGCGUAACAAAAUACGCGAGUGUGUAAAACCCACAAAAGCAAAGGUCACAGAACCUAUACAUACACGACAGGCGACAAUAACACACAACAUGCAAACCUAACAGGGGAACUUAUAGGAGACAUAAUCAAGACAGAAUACGAGACAGGUGCACCAACUAGACAUAACCAAACAAACAUCGAAAACAUCAAGCGGUAGUAGCUAGUACUCGACGAACGCCGAAGCCUGCCCGAGCAAGGAGGAGGAGCAGCCUCGGCGGUCUCCGUGACAGUACCCCCCCCCCCCCCCUUGACGCGCGGCUCCAGCCGUGCGCCGACCCCGGCCUCGGGGAUGGCCAGGAGGACGCGGAGCAGGACGCGUAGGAUGACUCCGGUGGAACUCCGUCAGGAGGCAGGGAACUAAAAUGUCCCUCCUAGGCACCCAGCACCGUUCCUCCGGUCCGUACCCCUCCCACUCCACGAGAUACUGCAGACCCCCCAUCCGACGUCUCGAAUCCACGAUGGACUGGACUGAGUACGCCGGAGCCCCCUCGAUGUCCAGUGGGGGCAGAGGAGUCUCCCGUAUCUCACUGUCCUGGAGUGGACCAGCUACCACCGGCCUGAGGAGAGACACAUGGAACGAGGGGUUAAUGCGAUAAUCAUUAGGCAGUUGUAACCUGUAACAAACCUUGUUCAAUCUCCUCAGGACUUUAAAUGGCCCCACAAACCGCCGACCCAGCUUCCGGCAGGGCAGGCGAAGGGGCAGGUUUCGAGUCGAGAGCCAGACCCGGUCUCCUGGUGCAUACACCGGAGCCUCACUGCGGUGGCGAUCGGCUCUCGCCUUUUGCCACCUGAUGGCACGCUGCAAAUGAACGUGCGCAGCAUUCCACGUCUCCUCCGAGCGCCGAAACCACUCGUCCACCGCAGGGGCCUCGAUCUGGCUCUGAUGCCAAGGUGCCAGAACCGGCUGGUAACCUAACACACACUGGAAAGGUGUCAGGUUAGAAGAUGAAUGACGGAGGGAGUUCUGGGUUAUCUCUGCCCAGGGAAUAUAUCCCGACCACUCCCCCUGCCGGUCCUGGCAAUAUGAUCUCAGAAACCUACCCACAUCCUGGUUCACUCUCUCCACCUGCCCAUUACUCUCAGGGUGGAAACCCGAGGUAAGGCUAACCGAGACCCCCAAGCGUUCCAUGAACGCCCUCCAGACUCUAGAGGUGAAUUGGGGACCCCGAUCAGACACUAUAUCCUCGGGUACCCCGUAGUGCCGGAAGACGUGGGUAAACAAAGCCUCAGCAGUCUGUAGGGCAGUAGGGAGACCUGGCAUUGGGAUGAGACGACAGGCCUUAGAGAACCGAUCCACAACAACCAGAAUAGUGGUAUUCCCCUGGGAGGGGGGAAGGUCCGUGACAAAGUCUACCGAGAGGUGAGACCACGGCCGUUGUGGAAUGGGUAGGGGUUGUAACUUCCCCCUGGGCAGGUGUCUAGGCGCCUUACACUGAGCGCACACCGAGCAGGAGGAGACAUAAACCCUCACGUCCCUUAGCCAAUGUUGGCCACCAGUACUUGUCACUAAGGCAGUGCAUUGUCCGGCCGAUACCAGGGUGUCCAGAGGAGGGUGACGUAUGAGCCCAAUAUAUGAGACGAUCACGAAUCUCGAGCGGAACGUACGUCCGCCCCACCGGACAAUCUGGGGGAGUAGGGUCGGUGCGUAACGCCCGCUCGAUCUCCGCAUCGACCUCCCACACCACCGGUGCCACCAGACAAGACUCCGGCAGUAUGGGCGUGGGCUCAAUGGACCCCUCCUCUGCAUCAUAUCGCCGGGACAGGGCGUCUGCCUUACCGUUCUGGGACCCUGGGAUGUAGGUGAGCUUAAACGCAAACCUGGCCAGAAACAUGGUCCACCUAGCCUGACGAGGGUUCAGUCUCCUAGCUGCCCGGAUGUACUCCAGGUUACGAUGGUCAGUCAGAAUGAGAAAAGGGUGUUGAGCCCCCUCAAGCCAAUGCCUCCACACCUUUAGGGCUUGAACCACGGCGAGCAGCUCCCUGUCCCCCACGUCAUAAUUACGCUCCGCCGGGCUGAGCUUCUUAGAGUAAAAAGCGCAGGGCCGGAGUUUAGGGGGGGUGCCUGAGCGUUGAGACAGUACAUCCCCAAUACCGGCCACUGACGCGUCCACCUCCACCUGGAACGCUAAAGCGGGAUCCGGAUGCGCCAGCACCGGAGCAGAGGUGAACAGGUCCUUCAGUUUACCAAACGCCCUGUCCGCCUCAGCUGACCACUGCAAACGCACCGGGCCCCCCUUCAGCAGGGAGGUAAUGGGAGCUGCCACCUGUCCAAAACCCCGGAUAAACCUCCGGUAGUAAUUGGCAAAACCCAAAAACCGCUGCACUUCCUUAACCGUGGUUGGAGUCGGACAAUUACGCACGGCUGAAACGCGGUCAAUCUCCAUCUCCACCCCUGACGCGGACAAUCGAUGGCCCAGGAAGGAGAUGGACUCCUGGAAAAACAGACAUUUCUCUGCCUUGACAUACAAGUCAUGCUCCAACAGCCUACCCAACACUCGACGCACCAGGGCUACAUGCUCGGCUCGUGUAGAAGAGUAAACUAGUAUGUCGUCAAUAUACACUACUACACCCUGCCCAUGCAAAUCCCGGAAGAUCUCGUCCACAAAGGAUUGGAAGACUGAAGGAGCAUUCAUUAACCCGUAUGGCAUGACGAGAUACUCGUAGUGACCCGAGGUGGUACUAAAUGCUGUCUUCCAUUCAUCUCCCUCCCUAAUGCGCACCAAGUUGUAGGCGCUCCUGAGAUCCAGCUUUGUGAAGAAACGCGCUCCGUGUAAUGAUUCCGUCACACUCGCAAUCAGAGGGAGUGGAUAACUGUAUUUCACAGUGAUCUGAUUGAGACUACGGUAAUCAAUACACGGGCGCAACCCUCCAUCCUUCUUCUUCACAAAAAAGAAACUCGACGACGCAGGGGAAGUGGAGGGCCGUAUGUAUCCCUGUCUCAGAGACUCGGCGAUGUAUGUCUCCAUAGCCACCUUCUCCUCUUGAGACAGAGGAUACACAUGACUACGCGGAAGUGCAGCACCUGCCUGGAGGUCUAUCGCACAAUCCCCCUGUCUAUGAGGUGGCAAUCGCGUCGCCCUAGUCUUGCUAAACACUAGUGCCAAAUCAUCAUACUCAGGAGGAAUGUGCAGUGCGGGCAAUUGGUUCGGACUCUCCACGUGGUUGCCCCUACGGAAACACCUAGACAUCGCCCAACACACUGGGCAGACCACUCCUUGAGAGCCCUCUGUUGCCACGAAAUGGUGGGGUUAUGGGCGAUUAACCAAGGAAGCCCCAGCACCACGGGAUACGCAGGAGAGUCGAUCAGAUAUAACUGAAUGAUCUCCUCAUGACCCUCCUGCGCCUUCAUCUUUAGUGGCGCUGUGACCUCCCUAAUCAACCCAGAUCCCAACGGACGGCUAUCUAAGGCAUGAAUCGGGAAAGGCACAUCUACUGGUCGGAGGGGAAUCCCUAACUUAACACAAAAAUUACGAUCAAUAAAAUUCCCAGCUGCGCCUGAAUCGACUAGCGCCUUAUGCUGGGAAUGAGAUGCAACCUGGGGGAAUACUACAGGUAUACACAUGUGACCAACAGAGAGCUCUGGGUGAGUUGGGCGCCUACUCAUCUGGAAUGACUCCCCAGUGCGUGACCUGUUGCCUCGAUCCCCUGGAGACCCUCCCCAGCACCGAACCGCAGUGUGUCCUCUACGGCCACAGUUGGUGCAGGGGACGGCCUCCCUCCAGAUCUCUCUCCUCCUCUCUCUAGCGCCAGCACCCCCGAGCUCCAUAGGGCUCGGCUCGGAGGUGCUGGGGGAUGGAAUGGACGGCCCCAACUCCGGAGGUCCGCGGGUAGCCAGCAGGGUAUCCAGACGGAUUGACAUGUCCACCAACUGGUCGAAGGUUAAAUUGGUGUCCCUGCAGGCCAACUCUCGUCGAACGUCCUCUCGCAGGCUGCACCGAUAGUGGUAGAUGAGGGCCCUCUCAUUCCACCCCGCAUCUGCCGCUAGAGUCCGGAAGUCCAGGGCGAACUCCUGUGCGCUCCUCUUCCCCUGUCGGAGGUGGAACAGACGCUCCCCCGCCGCUUUACCCUCUGGAGGAUGAUCGAAAACAGCCCUGAAGCGGCGGGAGAACUCAGCGUAGCUGAUGGUGGCGGCGUCUAUUCCCCUCCAUUCGGCAUUGGCCCACUCCAAAGCCUUGCCGGAAAGACAGGAGAUGAGGGCGGAAACGCUCUCGUAUCCCGAGGGCGGCGGGUGUAUGGUUGCCAGGUAGAGCUCCACCUGAAGGAGGAACCCCUGACACCCGGCUGCGGUGCCAUCAUAUGCCCUCGGGAGCGAGAGCCGAAUCCCACUGGACUCCGGAGCUGGUAUGAUGGGGCUGGCCGAUGGUGGUGGUACGGUAGGAGGAGGUGUGGGAAAGCCUCCUCUCUCCAAUCGGCGCAGGGUGUUCAUGACUUCUUGCAUGGCGGCGCCGAGUCGGUGGAUCAUGGCGUCCUGGCUGCUGACCCGCUCCUCCAGUGACUCGGUCACCGCCGCUGCUGCUCCUGCUGACUCCAUAGGUGGUGUGUUAUUCUGUCAAGGUCUGAUGUGGAUGCGGUGGUGGAGUCAAGCGCAGGACACAGAGGAAUAGUCAAGACGACUUUACUAAUACCUCUCAAGGUACACACAAAUAAACAGCCUCCAAAAACACAAGAGGCGUAACAAAAUACGCGAGUGCGUAAAACCCACAAAAGCAAAGGUCACAGAACCUAUACAUACACGACAGGCGACAAUAACACACAACAUGCAAACCUAACACAGGGGAACUUAUAGGAGACAUAAUCAAGACAGAAUACGAGACAGGUGCACCAACUAGACAUAACCAAACAAACAUCGAAAACAUCAAGCGGUAGUAGCUAGUACUCCGGGGACGACGAACGCCGAAGCCUGCCCGAGCAAGGAGGAGGAGCAGCCUCGCCGGUCUCCGUGACAAUUAGAGCAAGCACACUUGUAGUUGUUUAAUUAGGAACACAACCCUGCAUCCCCGUCAUCACACAAUUACUGUUGUUGUUUACGCAAUAAAUUUGUUUUACAUUAUAAAUCUCAUUCUGGGUCAGGUGGGCAUGAUUUGAACGCUUGUUCUAUUGCCAACAUGACUAGCUAAGUUAUCAAAUAAAUCUUACAGUGUUAGACUUUCACAAGGCAAUUCAAAGAAACAGAUCGUAAUUUUGGGGUGCAUAGAAAGGAGGCAUGAGUUCAUUCAGGUGCUUGUGCCCGGCAAAUUUUCUUCACAAUAAACAAACAUAGGCUCAUUCUGUUCAGAACAACCCAGGGUAUGAUGCCAUGUCAUCUUGUAACUGUACAUUAAACAUAGUGAUCAUAAACAUUGACACUGUAUAUUACAUGAGUUCUAUGAUUUGGAAAUGUGAAGUGCACAUUUGGUCUCAUGGGUGUUCGGCUUGCUUGUAUGACAUCAAAGCAGUAUUUAUUAUAAUCCUCAAAUUCUCAUCUUUCAAAAUACAUCGAGUCAUCUUAAUUUACAGCACUUCCCUCACUCAGACAGCAGCAAAUGUGCAAUUACCGGAAGGAAUGGGGUCAACUUCUUGUCACGCGAGGUGCUCCAGUUCAGAACAGUUGUCAGUCAAAACCCAUACAGCACUGUGAAGUGCAGAGCCAGAGCUCUGACGUCUUGUAUAGCAUGUUACUGUACAGCCACUACCUUCCAAUCUAGGCGCUUAUUAGUGCCCAAAUCUGCCAUUUUCAACCCGUAUGCGGGUAUGAGUGUAAAGGACUACCCUCUUGAGAUGGGAAAACAUGUUUUUUUAUGAAGUUGAACAUGUGCUCUUUAUGACAGAAUGUUAAAAUUAGGUGAAAUCAAAAGUUUAUUUUGACAAAGUUACACUUCUCAAAAGGCACUGAAUUGGUGGAACGACCCAGCUACUAGUAAGCAAUAUAUAGCAUGAGAAUUCAAGGUGAGUAGUACUGGACUGAUCAGCUCUCACACACACACACACACACACACACACACACACACACAACACCAUACCGAUCAGAUCACUCAAGCACACUCAUUCACUCGGGGAGGAGUGUGUUUUUACAGUAACUGUUUUCAGUCAACACUCACUCCUCCACCAGUAACUCUGUACUGUACGUUAACCCCGCCAUGUCCUUGUCUCUAUUUGGCUGUGCUCUCUCUAUGCUCUCUCUCCACCCUCCUCUACUAUUCCUCCACCCCUCCCCCAAUCUUCCCCAAACACAGAGGUCAAAGAUCGCAGUCUACGAGAAGAUGUGGGGCUACAUGAAGUCGGCUGAACCGACUGUGUUUACCAAGAACACACAGGAGGGGGUUGUACGUGUGCGGAAGAGCAAAGGAAAGUAUGCUUUCCUAUUGGAGUCAACCAUGAAUGAGUACACGGAACAGCGGAAGCCCUGCGACACCAUGAAGGUCGGCGGAAACCUGGACUCCAAAGGAUACGGAGUGGCCACCCCCAAGGGUUCACUGUUAAGGUGGGUGGAGUGGUAUAACAAUAUGUCCAAGCUGUGCGUGUUGUUAUGUUAUUCCACCUUCCCUGGCGUGCUGCCUGAAUAUGUAUAAUAAUGCUCAUAUAACGCUCAUGUAACACUUCUUUUUUGUUAAGUUUUGUCAUGAUCGUAAAGGUAGUGGCUUUUACAUUUGUGUUUGGUGUGGUAUGGCGUGGCAUGGCAUGCGGUCAUUGCAACAGUUGGUUUUGUUGCAGCUCUACUUCCUUGUUGUCAGGUAACGUUUGUGCUGCUUUAUGUUGGUGGGCCAGUAGGAGUCGAAAGAGCAUGUUGAUAAGCAUGAAUAUUACUCUUAAAUAUGUUAAAUAUGUUGCAGAAUUCUGGUAACUUUCCCAAAAUUCCUGGAUUUCCUGCUUAUUCCCUCCGGAAUCUGGGAAUAUCCCAAACUGGAAUUUCUGGAAAACCUGGGAAUUUUGGGAAAGUUACCGGAAUGUUGCAACCAUAACUGCAUUACAUAGGUAAUAGAGUGCUAUUUGGGAUGCAGACAUAGUACGUUUCAUAUGAGAUGGUGGGAUAUAAGUGAUGUGAAUGCGAGCCAUGUGAAUGCUCAGUCCUGUCUGACUUGGCUAUACUCUAGAGCUGAAUAAUACACAGAGUGGAAUUUACAGACCUGCCGAAAAAUACAAUAUCGUUCCCACUCACCACGGGGAGUUACAAUUUCACUUCGCCAAAACUAGAAACUCUCAUCUACCAAAAGAAAGGGAGCAAGCUCAUACGGAAAGGAAUUGAAAAAUGUAAUAGAGGCUGGAUUGAGUGUGUGUGUGCGCGCGUGCAUGCACACGUGUGUGUGUACUGGACAAAAUGUCAUUAAUCCAUUGCCAAAGGAUUUAUAAAAGAUAACUUGCAUUUUCACAGUUUUUGUAGCAUGAGUGAGGUACUGUUAUUAUUUUUUGAAAAGACACUUCAAAUGAUAAAAGCAAACAAAUACCCCUUAGCAAGCUAAGAGUUAUCUUAGCCUAUACUAUAAUGGUCACACUAUCUAUUACUUAAUACUGCUUCCUGUUUACUAUAUAUCCUUUAAUAAACACUGUUUAAUUACUCUUAGAUAAAGUAUACUGUUUUUUAAAUGGAACAUAUAGCCAAGAUCACAUGUAAACUGUAGACAGGAGAACCAAGUCUCAGUGUAGUAUGUCAACUUUAGAUCGACAGUAUGUUGUUGACCACCUGACCCUAGAUAGGGCCUACAGAGCGUUAUGUCGCUCUCAAUCAAUAAAUAAAUAAAUCAAAUAUAUUCUGUAAAGCCCGUUUUACAUCAGCAGUUGCCACAAAGCGUGUUACAGACACACUAGCAAAGGUUGUCAAAAUUGACAAAAGGUCAAAAACACAGUUCUUAUAAAUGUAACAGCUGCAUAAUGGAGUGAGAUACUCAACACUAUUAGAAUUUAAAAAAUCAAAAUCCACUGGAUUAUAGCAGUGGCAUGUGUUUCAGCGGCCAUAACAGAUGUUUGCGCGAUCGUAAAAUCAACAGGAAAAUGUGCUUUGGUUUUCUUUUUAAUUAAAUUGAUCUAGCAACAAUUAUGUGACAAGUGAACUAACACCCCACAAAAACAGGAACAUAAUGGCUGGAAAGUGGGGAAUCCUAAGGUGGGCUGGGCAUGCGCAUUGUUUGACACACAUGCACGCACACACACUAUUUCCAAACUCAUCUGAAUCCAACUCCAAACCUUCCCUGUCUGUAAAUUCCACUGACGGUGCUUCUCUAGGAGGCAACAACAUGGGUUUGCAAUGCAAACAACGACUGGUGCUGGAUUUACCCACUGUUUUCAGCAAGAGGAGUCACUGACAGAUCACGGUAGUUCCAGAUGGAGUCCAUUUUUAUUUUAAUAAUAAUAAUAAUAAUAUGCCAUUUAGCAGACGCUUUUAUCCAAAGCGACUUACAGUCAUGCGUGCACACAUUUUUACAUAUGGGUGGUCCCGGGGAUCGAACCCACUACCCUGGCGUUACAAGCGCCAUGCUCUACCAACGCGUUCCCCUGCUCAGACGUUGCAUGCCAAUGAAUUUGUGUCACGUCAUCAACAGUGUCAUCGACUGACAGAUUGCUGUAAUAUAUGAUGUGGUUAGCUGAUACUUAAAAUACCUAUCCAGCAAUGUUCCCUCAAAUUUUAUGGGGCACUGAGCAAAUUUUGGGUCUUGUGAGCGGAAACUUGAACAUUGUGAGAAUUUUGUGCAACUUCCAGUGUGUGUUUACAGUGAACACUGAGGCUGUACCCUUACAGUUUUAGACAGUAGCCAGUAGGCUAUUGUGGCUAUUUGAGCAUAAUGUAGGCCUACCAACAAACCAAUGGAAUUCCAUAACAUUUUCACAUGGAAAUAGCUUUUGAUUUCUUUGAUAUAGCCUACAGUAGCCUCUAUGUGGUGUUCAAUGCAGGCCUACAUUGCAUGAGACUUUUUAAAAAAGUUUUUACAUUAUGAAGGGCUUGACAUUAAUUAAUAAUUUUUUUACUUGGUUUGUAACACCAUCGGUCAAAUAGGUGACUGUAAAUUGCAUUGUAUUGUGUUAUAUGAUGCAAGAAACCACUUUACAAAAUACAAUUAAUUAUUAUUAUCAUACAGAGAAUUAGACAAUGUAGGCUACCCCUCUGCCUAUUGUCUUAUUUGCAAAUUCAAGCCUGUCUCAAAAUACAACACUGCCCCUUUAAUUAAGACAUAAGCCUUUUACCUGACUGGCUUUUCAAAGACAGCUUGAAAUGUAGCCUGCAUGUUUUGUGCUCUUGUAGGAAGCAGUAACUCCCCAUUGCUGACCUAUACUUAUCUUUAACUGGGCUAAUAACUCGCUAACUAGCAAAGAAUAUCAACAAAUGUGCACACGCGCGGCUCUGUGCUCUGAUCUGAACUGAUCUGAAAAGCGCAUUCACUCGCGUGUGGCUCUGCCUACAACAAAAUCACAGACUUAUUCUUGCAAAGUUAGAUUAGUUUUGUUUUGUUGCAUUGAACAGGGGCUGAUAUAAUGUUGAUUCGAUCGCAGAAAAAACGUUGAUCUAUAUAGUGCAAACUAAUGGGGAGAACUCAGUGAAGUUCAAUCUCUUGUGUCUCUGCGCGGCAUAGCAUUUCUUCUGCAUGGCAGUCCUGGAGGAAGUGCGCAGCCGCGGGCAGUUUAGAGGGAACAUUGCUAUCCAGGCAUUGUAAGAUCGGGCAUGCAUCAGCAACGCCUGGGCAGAAGAACAGGCCCACUAUCUUCUGUCAGUCACUUAUGUGGUUGUCACCAUGGAAACCCACAAAUCAGCAUGCAGAGCGACUAUGAUGUCAGACAAGGCAGCUAUUUCAAAAAGGCAUUAACCCUAAAGUGACCCUAAAAAGUUUAAACAAGGUGACGUUUAAUUAUAUAUUUUUUUUUUCUCAUCAGCUUUUACUGAAAGAUUUAUUUUAAUAAUGUUGCUAUCAGUUAAGCAACAUUUCUGUCUCUCUCAUUGUUGAUGUGUACCUGAUAUUACUCUAAAGUACAGUUGAAAUGCACUGAAUGCAUGUGGACAAAUCUCUCUUGAUGCAAGUUUUACUCCUCUGAAUCAAAAUAUAUAUCAAAAUGAAGUUACUACACAAUCAUUUCCAUAUGGGCCAUGGUCAAUGUAUGCACUAUAUAGGGAAUAGGGUGCCAUUUCAGACACACAAUAUGUGUAAUGGAGUUUAACCAUCAAUCAGGUCAUGUACAGAAAGACAAAGGCCACAGGGGUAAAACCAAGGAAACAAAUAGAGAUUUAAGUUUAAUUUACUUCAAUUUACACUGUGUGCACAAUUAUUAGGCAAGUCAGUAUUUUGACCAUAUCAUCAUUAUUAUGCAUAUUUCCCAACUCCAAGCUGUAUAAACUGGAAUGCUUAUUGGAUUUAAGUGUAUCAGGUGAUGUGUAUUUGUGUAAUGAGGGAGGGUGUGGCCUAAGGAGAUCAACACCCUAUAUCAAGGUGUGUAUAAUUAUUAGGCAGCUUCUUUUCCUCAGGCAAAAUGUGCCAAAGAAUAGAUUUAACUGACUCUGAAAAGUCAAACAAUUUUAAAAGUAUUUCAGAGGGAUGCAGCACUCUUGAAAUUGCUAAGAUAUUUGGGCGUGAUCACAGAACCAUCAAACGUUUUGUUGCAAAUAGUCAACAGGGUCGCAAGAACCGUGUUGAGAAAAGAAGACGCAAAUGAACUGCCAAAGAUUUGAGAAGAAUCAAACGUGAAGCUACCAGGAACCCAUUAUCCUCCAGUGCUGUCAUAUUCCAGAACUGCAACCUACCUGGAGUGCCCAGAAGUACAAGGUGCUCAGUGCUCAGAGACAUGGCCAAGGUAAGGAAGGCUGAAACCCGACCACCACUGAACAAGACACAUAAGUUGAAACGUCAAGACUGGGCCAAGAAAUUUCUGAAGACAGAUUUUUCAAAGGUUUUAUGGACUGAUGAGAUGAGAGUGACUCUUGACGGACCAGAUGGAUGGGCCCGUGGCUGGAUCAGUAACGGAGCUCCACUUCGACUCAGACGCCAGCAAGGUGGAGGUGGGGUACUGGUAUGGGCUGGUAUUAUUAAAGAUGAGCUAGUUGGACCUUUUCAGGUUGAAGAUGGACUCAAACUCAACUCCCAAACCUACUGUCAGUUUUUAGAAGACACUUUCUUCAAGCAGUGGUACAGGAAAAAGUCUGCAUAUUUCAAGAAGACCAUGAUUUUUAUGCAGGACAAUGCUCCAUCGCAUGCAUCGAAGUACUCCACUGCGUGGCUAGCCAGUAAAGGCCUUAAAGAUGAAAGAAUAAUGACAUGGCCCCCUUCCUCACCUGACCUAAACCUUAUUGAGAACUUGUGGUCCCUUCUUAAACGGUCGAUUUACGGUGAAGGAAAACAGUACACCUCUCUGACCAGUGUCUGGGAGGCUGUGGUUGCUGCUGCACAAAAAGUUGAUUGUUAACAGAUCAAGAAACUGACAGACUCCAUGGAUGGAAGGCUUAUGACUGUUAUUGAAAAGAAGGGUGGCUAUAUUGGUCACAGAUUAUUUUUUUGGAAAUGUCAGAAAUGUUUAUUUGUAAAUGUUGAGUUGUUUGUUUAUUAUUCUCAGUUUAACAGAUGAAAAUAAACAAGUGAGAUGGGGAACUUUUCAUUUUUCAUUUAGUUGCAUAAUAAUUCUGCACACUAAUAGUUGCCCAAUAAUUGUGCACACAUAGAUAUUCUCCAAAGAAAGCCAAAACCUCACUUUUACUUUCUUAAAUAUUCAGGUUUGAGGUUUAUUAACAUUUUGGAUUGACCGAGAGCACUGUAGUUGUUCAAUAAUAACAUUAAUCCUCAAACAUACAACUUGCCUAAUAAUUGUGCACACAGUGUAGUUUCCUUGGAUCAAACUCUGAAGUGAACCAUGUCCCAACGAGAGGUUUGUCCUUCUGUGUAUGAGGAUCCUAUCUGUGGGGCAAAAAUGAACUUCCACUUAAGUCAAAAUGUCACAGUCUCCCAUUGACAUCAACGCAUGACUAAGUGAAAAUGUGACUUAAGUGGAAGUUAUUAUUCACCCCUGUGUGUAUGGAGGGAGGGUGGGAGAGGGAGAGAGGUUUAUUGUUACAGAUAGAGCAUUAACACACCCCUAUUUCCACCCUUGUCCCCCCUUUAUAAUCCCCCCUUUCCCCCUCCUAUCCUCAAUUGGAUGCUAUCGACUCACCUUCACUCACCCAAAUAUGUUUUAUCAUUUUCAAGAAGCGCAGUUAACCUGGCAGUGUUAAAACUGAAUGAACAAGGCCUGUUGGACAAAUUGAAAAACAAGUGGUGGUACGACAAGGGAGAGUGUGGCAGCGGCGGAGGUGGCGAGAAGGUUAGCCAUCCGUGUGUCAUCCCCAUGCCGAUUGGGUAAAACUGUUCUCGUGGUAACGGGGGCAUCUGCCGGGGCGACACCCAUCGUGUGACCCACAGUGGUGUUGUGACGUGCCACAGUGGCACGUAUUAUAGUUCUGGACGAGUGGAGAGCGAUUACUGUCAAACUACAAAUAUUCGCUUUUAGUAGAUGUUAAUAUUGUUCACCUCUUUGUAACCUAAAGCUUAAGUGGAAUAGUUUUUGAAGACACCUUGAAGUCACAGUCAUAUUGUGUAGUCCCACUAAACACCACAUUGCGCAUGUCAUAAAUGUACAGUAUCUUAUGGCAAAACGUGAAGUUGAAAAAGAGAUUUACAUCACAAUGUGACUUCCCUAGUUAAAAAAACUGAUAAAUACAUUCUAAAAAGUCUGUUGUUUUUUAUUAUUGUUGACUUUGGUACAAAAUUCAGCCAAUAGUUGUAGCUUCACAGUAAUAGCCUCCGAUUGGUUGUUGUGAGAUAGGCCUCGGCAGUAUGUGCCCGUUCCAGAAAGCGAUGCAGUGGGGGCCCCAUGUAUAUGUCUGUAGUGUUCAGCCCCUCAGGGACCCCUAAACCAACACCCCAGCAGUCCCCUCUCCACUACCAUGAGCAUAGAGACAUGUAAACCAAUGGGGCCCCUGUCUCCGUCACUUUCAGCUGUUAAGUGCUCUGUAUGGGCUCUUUACGUUUUUGACUGAAUAACAUAAAAUAACAUGUCCCAUGAUGUUAUUUAUGUUAUUUCCCCCCCUGACCCCUCCCCGACCCCUCGACCUCACUCGUGCGGUUUCGAAGAACUCCAGUAAACCUAGCCGUGUUGAAACUGAGUGAAUCAGGCGUCUUAGACAAGCUGAAAAACAAAUGGUGGUACGAUAAGGGCGAGUGUGGACCCACGGCCUCAGGAAGUAAGGUCAGUCUCCUGCAAGUCCUGGGACCACACCUCCUCACUGACUGUUCUGAUGUCACACUGAUGAACCCCACCGCAGACAGACAGACAGAAAGACAGAUAGGCAGACAAGGAGACAGGCAGGGAUGUAGACAGGCAGGCAGGUAGGAAGGCAGGCAGGAAGGCAGGCAGAUGGGCAGACAGGCAGAUAGAGUCAGGCAGACAGAGAGGCAGGCAGGUAGGUAGGUAGGUAGGUAGGUAGGUAGGUAGGUAGGUAGGUAGGUAGGUAGGUAGGUAGACAGACAGACAGACAGACAGACAGACAGGCAGAUAGAGUCAGGCAGACAGAGGCAGGCAGGUAGGUAGACUGGCAGGCAGACACACACAAAGAUAGGACAGAGAGAGACUUAAGGCGUAGCCUGAGGGAUACAAUACAUCAAACUAGAAGGCAUGCUCACAAUUCAGUGGUAGCAGCAGCACAGCAAUGUAUGAAAUGGUGAGACCUGCAGGAUCACAUUCAUUUGGUUGUCACCUGUAUCUGUGCCACACUUAGUAGUGUAUACUUAGUAGUGCAGUUGUAAUGUCACGGCAGAGUAUUAGUAUCAUAGAAGUAGAAUGAGUAGAACAGGCUUGGAACCUCUUACCUUGACUGGUAAACUCUAUUAUAUUUCUAUGAUAGUAGAAAAUAUAGUAUGCCAGUCAUUCUAGCCCACUCUAGAUUGGUUCUAGUAAGUUUAUUCAUUGGGCAAUACUCAAGCAUGUAAAGAGAACUCCUUCCUCAACAAAGCAGCAUGUAAACACCUUAGCGGCAAAAGUACUUGUCAAGUGUAUUUCCUUGUCAAGUAUAAUAAAAAAGUAGAUCUUGAGUUUUGAAGAUAUGGCACUUGUUUGAAAGUUCUCAAUCACAUACUCCAAGCAGCAGUAGAUAAGAUGCAUGACAAGGCAAGGCAGUGUUUCGUAAAGUCUCCAACCUGAACAUAUUCCUUUUGAAAAGAAAGCCUCCCCUUUAGGAGCAGGCAACUAACCUGAGAAGUGGGAGAUAAGAAAAGUGAGAGAGCUGCACCCCUGUAUGUCUUAAAUCACAGUGUCUAAUUACACAAUGACAAUAAGCAGAGAUAACAGAGGGCUAGGGAGCUACUUGAGAGUGGAGACCAAGGAAUAUACAGCCUGUUAACAAUUUUUAACUGAGUCAUUUAGGCAGCUAGUGAACUAGAAUAAUUGUUUUCCUCCUUCAUUGCUGUAAAAAUGUCAUAGUCACGCUUUAUCGAGGGAUCAUUAAAUUUGUUGGCAUGGGAACAUCAUGAUGAUAACAGCUGUAGCAGUAGCCACAGAGCUGAAAGCUAGAGCAGGUCUGAACUGGAAAGUGUAUGUGUGUGUGUUAGAUUGAUAAAUUAUGUAUUUGUGUACGUGUGUUGUAAUGUGUAAUAUAAUUGCCGGGUACAGUGCCUUCGGAAAGUAUUCAGACCCGUUGACUUUUUCCACAUUUUGUUAGGUUACAGCCUUAUUCUAAAAUGUAGUUUUUCCCUCAUCAAUCUACACAAAAUACCCCAUAAUGACAAAGCAAAAACUAGUUUUUAGACAUUUUUGCUAAUUUAUAAAAAAUAAAAAACUGAGCAUACAUUUACAUAAGUAUUCAGACCCUUUACUCAGUACGUUGUUGAAGCACCUUUGGCAGCGAUUACAGCCUCAAUCAAGUCUUCUUGGGUAUGACGCUACAAGCUUGGCACACCUGUAUUUGGGGAGUUUCUCCCAUUCUUCUCUGCAGAUCCUCUCAAGCUCUGUCAGGUUGGAUGGGGAGCGUUGCUGCACAGCUCUUUUCAGGUCUCUCCAGAGAUUCAAGUCCGGGCUCUUGCUGGACCACUCAAGGACAUUCAGAGACUUGUUCCGAAGCCACUCCUGUGUUGCCUUGGCUGUGUGCUGAGUGCUGUGGAGCAGGAUUUUAUCAAGGACCUCUCUGUACUUUGCUCCAUUCAUCUUUGCCUCGAUCCUGACUAGUCUCCCCGUCCUUGCCGCUGAAAAACAUCCCCACAGCAUGAUGCUGCCGCCACCAUGCUUCACCGUAGGGAUGGUGCCAGGUUUCCUCCAGACGUGUGGCUUGGCAUUCAGGCCAAAGAGUUCAAUCUUGGUUUCACCAGACCAGAGAAUCUUGUUUCUCAUGGUCUGAGAGUCUUUAGGUGCCUUUUGGCAAACUCCAAGCGGUCCAUCAUGUGCCUUUUACUGAGGAGUGGCAUCCGUCUCUCCACUCUACCAUAAAGGCCUAAUUGGUGGAGUGCUGCAGAAAUGGUUGUCUUUCUGAAAGGUUCUCCCAUCUCCACAGAAAAACUCUAGAGCUCUGUCAGAGUGACCAUCGGCCCUUCUCCCCCAAUUGCUCAGUUUGGCCGGGCGGCCAGCUCUAGGAAGAGUCUUGGUGGUUCCAACUUCUUCCAUUUAAGAAUGAUGGAGGCCACUGUGUUCUUGGGGACCUUCAAUGCAGCAGAAAUGUUUUGGUAACCUUCCCCAGAUCUGUGCCUCGACACAAUACUGUCUUGGAGCUCCAUGGACAAUUCCUUCGACCUCAUGGCUUGGUCUUUGCUCUGACAUGCACUGUCAACUGUGGGACCUUAUAUAGACAGAUGUGUGCCUUUCCAAAUAAUGUCCAAUCAAUAGAAUUUACCACAGGUGGACUGCAAUCAAGUUGUAGAAACAUCUGAAGGAUGAUCAAAAGAAACAGGAUGCACCUGAGCUUAAUUGCGAGUCUCAUAGCAAAGGGUCUGAAUACUUAUGUAAAUAAGGUAUUUAUGUUUUUUGUUUUUAAUAAAUGUGCAAACAUUUCUAAAAACCUGUUUUCGCUUGGUAUUAUGGGGUAUUGUGUGUAGAUUGCUGAGGAAAUUGUUUUAUUUAAUCCAUUUUAGAAUAAGGUUGUCACGUAACAAAAUGUGGAAAAAGUCAAGGGGUCUGAAUACUUUCCGAAGGCACUGUAUGUAUGAAUAUGUAUGUAUGAGUAUGUAUGUGAGUCUAUGUUUGCAUGUGUUUGUUCUCAACCCCCCCACCACCGCUAGGUCUCUGACUGCCUGUCUGCCCUGUGUCUCUCCUCCAACCGCCCCAGGACAAGUCGUCCCAGGCCCUGUCGUUGAGCAACGUGGCGGGGGUCUUCUAUAUCCUCGUGGGGGGCCUGGGCCUGGCCAUGCUGGUGGCCCUCAUUGAGUUCUGCUACAAGUCCCGGAACGAGGCCAAGCGAAUGAAG
Coregonus sp. 'balchen' is the source of this 27292-nucleotide messenger RNA. NCBI's taxonomy places the organism in Eukaryota, Metazoa, Chordata, Actinopteri, Salmoniformes, Salmonidae. The record is from the annotation of a GenBank genome assembly.